Molecule: messenger RNA, 3831 nt
Organism: Rhagoletis pomonella (apple maggot)
Lineage: Eukaryota; Metazoa; Arthropoda; Insecta; Diptera; Tephritidae
Gene: puc
Product: dual specificity protein phosphatase 15
Exons: 4
Coding region: 1648-3048 (466 amino acids)
Biological process (GO): protein dephosphorylation; negative regulation of MAPK cascade
Cellular component (GO): cytosol; cytoplasm
Molecular function (GO): MAP kinase tyrosine/serine/threonine phosphatase activity; protein tyrosine/threonine phosphatase activity
Source: RefSeq, a predicted model, not a curated record
GAAGAGCACAAUCGAGCGGACGUGUAUGUCGGAAGAAACGACGGAAAUUUAAUUUAUAUGCUUCGAUAGAGAAACGGAAAAUUAUAAAAGAGCCACCAUGCAAACAUAGGCUGGAUGAAAAGCAAAUAAAAAAAAUUUAUAAUUUACAUAAAAGUGCGAGUGUCAACUUAAAGUUGGAAUUACUAAAUGAUUAAGCAAAAAAUAAAUAAAAAUAAAACAAAAAUUGUGCGAAGCUUGCAAAGAAAAUGUGACAAAAGUAGAUGCGAUUAAAACGAAUUUAAGCGAAUUAACAUAACAUGUUGUAAGUGCAGACAAAAAGGAACAAACAAGUGCCUUUUACACAACAACUACCAAUACCAAAUCGACUGCUAUGUACUAACCAACAACCACGCAUUUGUGUAAAAAAAAAAAACCAAAUAGAGUUUUUAAUAAAUAAAUAUAGAAAACAACAUUCAAUGAAGUGUUUGCGCGACUGAAUGGUGAACUCAUUUAACGUACAUACAUACAUAUUGGCCCAGUAAUAACGUUCCUGUUGCAUUCAUUCAAUUAAAAACUUAUGUAUGUAUAAAUGUACGUAUUGCUGCGUGUGCAAAGCGAACAACAAAAAGCAAAUAUUCAAAAACACAAAAAAACAAACGGAGAAAACAUAGAUAUUACCGAUACAUACAUAUGUAUGUAUUACCAACUAGCAUAACCGCCAGUAAAGCAAGUUAUUAGCCUGGAAUUUCGGCCACGAAAGACGCAGCAAAGUGUAGUUGGAAAGAGUGAGCGUAUUAAAAGAGAAGCAACAAAUUUAAAAUUAACUAAAGGCAUUCAAAAAUCGACAUAAAAUAAAAACUAAUUUAUUGAGGGAAUUGCGAGUUUUAUUUGCAAAAAAAGAAGAAGAAGAAGAAGAAGGUAACAUUUGCAAGUAGUUUGAAAACUCAACAUGAAAGUAUAAUUCAAUACAUUUGAAGUUAGUCGAAAAAUAUGGUGCCUACCUACGCCAGUGUGAACCCAAAGAAAACCGGAAAUUAAACAGUUAGGCAGCAGCAAGUGUUUCUUUCCUCGUUUUGAGUCACCUACCGCCCGAAAUUACUGCUAACCCCCUACUCAAAAGUGCAAAAGAAUAUCUGCGAGUUUUCCACAAAUUUUUCCGAAAACGAACUUAAAUCAUCGCAAAGAGUUAGAUUAAGAGUUUUGUUAUUUUAAUAUUCGCCCAUAGUGCGCUGGCUUAAUAUUAUCUAAUAAGCUAACGGCGGCAAAAACAAUAAAAACAUCAGGUUCGGUUCUCUACAUACAUACAUACAUAAAGCAAUACAACGAACAAAAAUUGUUUAAAACAAUACGAAAAACAACAACAACAAUAGUAAAGCAAAUCAGCAGCAGAUAAGUAAAGUCAAAAAGAAAAAAGCAACGCGACGAAAACCUCAACAACAACAAAAACUCAACUACAAAUCUACAAACACACCCGUGUAUUCAAGUGUAAUUUUGUGAUUCACUCCGCUGUCGCUAACGCUGCCACUGUCUGCUGUGUCGCAGCAGCCAAUAAUAACAACAAAAAACACACGCACACACAAACGCUCAGCAGUGCAAAGAGUGUAGCGAGUGGUGUGCAACAGUAUUGAGUGCGAGCGUGAUAGCAAGAGCGUGAGUCAUAAAAGUGAAAUGAAAAUGCGGGUAAAGAGAGAAUCACCGCUGCUCGUGCUGAGAUUUAGGACAAUCAACAGCAGAAAUGAUUUUAAACGAUCUACAGUUUGCGAUACAAACGAUACAGCUUCGGCACCCGAGACAAUGCCAACAGAAGACUACAGUGAGGAUUGGUCCUCAACGGUGCCGCAAACAGGCAAUCGUUCACCACUCAUGAGAAGUUGCUCUACACCAGCUGUUUAUGAUAUAGAAACUCAUCCCGCGUCACCAGUUUUUCCCCAUUUACUAUUAGGCAAUGGCAAAGAUGCCAGCGAUCCGAGUAGUGUCGGCGCCAAUGCUGUUUUGAAUGUUACCUGCCAAGCACCCAGCUCAGGACCAACGCCGGGACUUAAAUAUAAACAAAUACCUGCCAGUGAUACACCACAUCAAAAUAUAAAACAAUAUUUUCAGGAAGCCUACGAUUUUAUUGAGGAUGCACGCAAAACCGGUUCACGCGUACUGCUACACUGUCAUGCGGGUAUUUCGCGCAGCGCCACUAUCGCUAUCGCCUAUGUCAUGCGCUACAAAUCACUUUCGCUCUUCGAGGCUUACAAGUUGGUCAAGGGGGCGCGACCCAUCAUUUCGCCCAAUCUCAACUUCAUGGGCCAGCUGCUGGAGCUGGAACAAAGCUUACGCACGAGUGGCGUUUUGAAGCCGGCCACACCUACGGCGGCCACCACACCCACCACCCCAACAUCUAGUCAAGUCGAAUUUAGCCAGAAUGUAGAUGUAGAUGAGACCGAUGCGUCGCUUUUACGCAAGCGGCCUACCGACGCCAAGCGCAAACUGUGCGCCGGCGAUGAUGAUGCCAGUGAUGACCUGUUCGAGGAUGCGCGCAGCACACUGAGCAGCCAUAGCAGCAGCAGCAGCAGCAGCAAUAGUCAAGCGUUGCGGCUAACAUGGCCACCGCCCACAGGCACGCCCGCAACUCUGCUAUCGCAUUGCACUUCGGUGGAGGCCUCCUGCUCAUCUUCGGCCUCGUCGUCAUCGCUCUCCGCCUCCUCAUGCACCUCAUCUUCAGCCUCGACGCCGACUUCACCAUCGACUGCUUUAUCUGCCGCACAAUCACCCUUCCUCUGUUGCACUCCCACCGCUAUGCCGAGGCGCCAUUCGCCCGCCAAACUGCGACUCAACCUGCGGUCCACCUUCGCACCGAUACGGCAAUCGCAAUCGUGCAUGUCAAUACGCGAAGUAGCUGAUGAGAGCGCAGCCACUGCCACAGUUGUCAGUGAAUCAACAAAUACGGCGCUGGCGAUAGCAGGAACGGCAGCGCCAGCGGUUGCCGCUUUGGCGCCCAACAACAACAACAGCAAUUUGCCCUUGCCAAUAGCGAUGGAUCAGGAGAAUAAUGUAGUAAUGGCAAUGUCGACCAGUGAUUGAGGCGACUAGUAAUAAUUUUAAAAACAAAAACACUGAAGAUUCACUAGUAGUAAAAUGAAAGUUAAAAAAAUAGAAAAAUAAGAUAAAUAAAAAACUGAACAACGCAAACACUUUGAAAAAAGCUGUGAAUAAUUUUUAAGUGUACAAUAUAGCGAGCGUACCUACCUAAAGAUUACAUUUGUAUUUGUAAAUACAUAUGUACACUAGUAUAUAUGUACAUAUACCGAUCGAGCGAAUAACCGAUCGAAAUGACACCAUGCCUACUAAACUUAAUACGUAAAUACUGCGAGCACAUGGAAAAAUUUGUAAAAACCAAAAAACACCAGAAAAUUUCUGACCGUUAGAUAUGUACACAUACAUAUAUGAAAUAUUUGUAUAAAAAUCGGCAUAUUUACAAUUAGUAAACGUAGACGUUAAAUGUCGCAUUGCACCAACAAAAACGAAGCAUAUUAUAAAAUUAAAAUCGACUACGUUUGAGAAAAACAUUUUUUUUUAAUAUUUUACCUUUAUACCCUUUGAGAAAAAUUGAAAAAAACUAACGCAUUGAGACUGCGUCAGUGAGAAAUUAUAAUCAUGCAUUUGCCUACGCUUACGGCUAAAAUUCAUGUACAUUCAUAAUAUGAAGUUUAUAUUUGAAAGCUUAUAUUUAUUUAUUUUUUUUUUAAUAUUUUAAAUUAAUAAAAUGUUUACUCGCAAAAAAUUAUGACCAAGCAGUUAUUUAUAAUAUUCAAUUUAAGAGUGAGUUAGAUAAACAAAUUCGCAUUCAAAGGCCCAAAAUUUUUU